UCUGCGUGAACUUCGUUAGUACUGUGUGUAUUUGGCUUAAGACUGAGCGAGGGAUUUUUGAAUUUUUUGUAGUUUAGACCAUAAUGGCGAGAUUUAAAGACAGGAAAGUUUCAGCUGUAUGUGUAAUUGAAUUUAAAGAACUGGUCCAACAACAGACAUUUGGAAAGUUGUCAGUAGAGCUUAUUAAAUACAUAUUAUAUCAAAGGGAGCAAAUUCCACUUCCGUUCGUACAACUAAAGCGAUGGCUGACAGAUGAAUCAGAAAAGGUAGAUUCCGCUAAGCCUAUUGGCAAUGCUGAAUCAAAUGUUAGUCUUUGCACAAACAUUAAACUAAACCAGGAAAGAAAACAAUCAGAACUCAUUAGAAAUAAAAAAAUGAGGAAGGCUAAAAGAUUUUUAGAGAGCUGUGAAGAGGUCUUUGACUCUGUUCUCCUCACUGUGGGAGAAAAGCAAAGUGAUUUCAAGCUUCAACAAGUACUUGUGUGUCUUGGUGGAACACCUGUCAGUCCCAAAGAAGUUUACAUCAUUCGACUGCCACGUCAACCAACUUGUAAACAUUGCAUUCACAGUGCACCAAAAUCUUUUCGUAGUUGUAUGACACGACUUUUCAGAGAGAUGAUUAGCACAGAUGGGCUUUUAAGCUCAAGUAAAUUGUCUCCUACCCAGUGUACUAUUAUGUUGCAGGUUUUAAGGAAAAACCCACUUCCAAAAAACAUGGAACCUAAACUGUAUUUUAAAGUUCCAGUUCGAGGAAAACAUGUUAUUUUAGAUUUUUGUUUUUCUAAUUGUUGUCAUGUUGAAAUGGACCAGUUUCCUGUUUUUUCAGAUUCUGAUAUGGAUCUCGGUGAAAGUGUUAAUAAUGAUAUAAACAUAAUUGCAGUUGGUGACUUGGAAAGCACCAAUAACUCCAAUAUGGAUAAGAGCUUGGUUUGUUUGGUGGAAGAUCUAACCUUGAAAAUUCCAUCAGAAGAUGAUUAUAUCUGGGUUCAACUCAAGCCUACCAUUAAGGGAUUCAAAGAUUCUUGCACUAAACAAGCCUCAGAAUUAAAUAUAUGGAUGUAGACAUGCCUUUGUUGUUAGUGAAGGCUAUACUGUUAAACCAUUACUUGAAUAAACAUGCAGCUCAGUGAAAUAAAUUUGUAUGUAGCCAAACUUUAAAGGAUUUAUAAUAUCAAAGGUUAUUGCAUGUGAUAUGUACUGUAUAUUUUGUGCAUGAAUUGAAAAGAUAAUACAUAAAAACAUAUUAAUGAACUUUACAAAAUUACUAUUUUAUAUGCAUGGUUACACUGAAUAAUGAAGUGAUAGGCACAGAAAGUAAUAUUCAUAAACUUUCGUCUGGAUAUAACAAAAGUGCACAUAUUAAAUUAUUUUAAAGUAGGGAUGUACUGAUACAAAAAUUUUAGCCAAUACCGGUACUGAUUUUUAGUGCCAUAUUGAUACUUUAUUUUUUUGCCAAUAUUGAUACCUUCAAAAAAUUAAUCAUUUUGGAAAUUUGUUUCUCAUUAUGAUUUUAAUUAUUUCAUAUAAGGUUAAGAAAUCAUUUUGUUAUUAGAUGUUCAUCAGACUAUGACUUAUUUAUUAGGAGUAGGUGAAAAAAAGUAUAUUGACAAAGAUACUGUAUUUUGACUAUGUUCAGUUAUAAAAAUGGAACAUGGUAUGGUAUAUUAAUUCAUCAAAGAAUAUAGGAUAGGUUAAUGUAGUCAUGCAUAGAAAUAUAAGAAAGAUAAAUAACUAAAAAAAAAUAUAUAUUUUUUUUACAUAAUUUCAUUUGAAAUUUGAUAUCUCUCAAAAGUAUGAACACGGUAGACCUAUGGAACAUUAGCAAAAACAUAACUAGUUUCAUCAUUUUCAUGCAUAAAAAUAAUGUACAGAAUAACACAAGAAAUGUAUUGAAUUAUUUUCAAAAAUCUGCCUUAAAUUUCAUAUCCUUUUUAUAUGAAUUAUGAACAAGUUCACAUCAUUUUUUAUAAUCAUUUAUCAAUAAUUUUAAAAAUAGUACUAUACACUAAUAAAAUUCCAUAGUUUAAAACAUACAUUGUAUAUAAGUAUGAAAAACUGAAUAACACAAACAUAUUUAGAAUUUUUAUCCUUGGCAUCCUUUUGUUAGCUACUCAAUAGGCAAGUAAGGCAAUCUGAUCCAUAUUUUAAAAUUUUGAAAGGCUAAUUGAGCAAUGAUUUUUUCUUUUUUACUUAAAAACUGAAAAUCCUUUUUUUAUUAUUAUUACAAUUCUUGUAGAAUAAUUUAAGAUUUAUCAGCACCAAACUUUUAAGGCAUAGUAUUGGGUUUAACUUAGUUGUGGAAUUUAUUUUAUAGUUUAUAACAAGGAUAUUUGGUUUAAUAUAUAAAGUUAAACAAUUUAUUAAUAUCCUGACUUUAAACAGGGAAACAAAUCUGUAAUUUGCAUGAUUUCCAUCAUAAAUUUUAAACCUAUUGGUUUCUAAUGUUUCACCAUUUAAAUUAUAACUUCUAUAUUGCCCUUACUUUAAACAGCUAUCUCAUUAUAUUACUUGAAACUGGUGUUGUUGUUUUUUUUCCCUUUAAAUACUACCUACUGUGUUUUUGUAAAUGAAUGUUGAUCCGUAAAAACUUGUGAUUUAUCCAAUA
Limulus polyphemus (Atlantic horseshoe crab) is the source of this 2604-nucleotide messenger RNA. RefSeq names its product MAD2L1-binding protein-like. Gene Ontology annotation, biological process: regulation of exit from mitosis. The transcript is spliced from 2 exons. Bases 84 to 1061 code for a protein of 325 amino acids. Lineage: Eukaryota; Metazoa; Arthropoda; Merostomata; Xiphosura; Limulidae. Gene Ontology annotation, cellular component: nucleus. The record is from RefSeq and is a predicted model, not a curated record.